Ictalurus furcatus (blue catfish) is the source of this 1767-nucleotide messenger RNA. It is a transcript of the gene maneal, whose product is annotated as mannosidase endo-alpha like. Lineage: Eukaryota; Metazoa; Chordata; Actinopteri; Siluriformes; Ictaluridae. Gene Ontology annotation, cellular component: Golgi apparatus. The transcript has 4 exons. Gene Ontology annotation, molecular function: alpha-mannosidase activity. The coding region runs from base 1 to 1308 and encodes 435 amino acids. The record is from RefSeq and is a predicted model, not a curated record.
AUGACUCGCCUGCGCAGGAAGUUCUGCGUGGCCCUCUUCCUCUUCGCUCUUUUCAUCUUCGGCACCAUGAUGGGUUUACGGACCCUCAAGCCCACUGACGGAUUCUCAGAUCUUGCACCAGGGAUGGAGCUCGUACCCUUCGUGGGUGGGAAACUGGACCGGCGGCCUGCGCCUAACCAUGUGGACGUAAGCGAUACCAAGAUCGUCUUGUCCAAAGCUGGGCACGAGCACAGCAUUUUCUAUGAUGUUCACAUCUUCUAUUAUUUGUGGUAUGGUGCACCGCCUGGGGACCGUGGUUACAUCCAUUGGGACCAUGUUCUCGUUCCUCACUGGGACCCCAAAAUAGCUGCCAGUCACCCCAAAGGAAGGCACAAUCCACCAGAGGACAUCGCAUCGAGUUUCUACCCUGAGCUGGGACCCUACAGCUCGAGGGAUCCCAAUGUACUGGAGUCACACAUGGCGCAAAUCGAAGCAGCUGCUGCAGGUGUAGUCGUUCUCUCUUGGUACCCGCCUGGUGUGGCAGAUGAACACGGAGAACCCACUGAGGAUCUGGUGCCUUCCGUAAUGGACGCUGCCCAUAGGCACAGUCUCAAGGUGGCGUUUCACAUCCAGCCUUACCGAGAGCGGACAGACCUCAGCGUGCAUGACAACAUCAAAUACAUCAUCGACAAAUAUGGAAAUCAUCAUGCUUUCUACAGAUUCAAGUCCAGCACAGGGCGAAUCCUCCCCUUGUUCUAUGUGUAUGACUCGUACCUGACCCCGUCUGAAUCCUGGGCGGAGUUACUUACCAAGCAAGGCUCCCACAGCCUGCGAGGAACGCCUUACGACGGUAUCUUCAUCGGCCUUGUUGUGGAAGAACGUCACAAGCACGACAUCCUGGCAGGCGGCUUCGAUGGCAUGUACACCUAUUUUGCGUCCAACGGCUUUUCAUAUGGCUCCUCUCAUCAGAACUGGAAGUCCAUCAAAGAUUUCUGCGAUGGAAACAACCUGCUUUUCCUGCCCAGUGCUGGGCCCGGUUACGUAGACACAGCUGUUCGGCCAUGGAACAACCACAACACGCGGAACCGAGUCAACGGACGCUAUUAUGAGACCUCGUUGCAGGCAGCGCUGUCGGUGAGGCCGGACAUCAUUACAAUCACUUCAUUUAACGAGUGGCACGAAGGGACGCAGAUCGAAAGAGCCGUACCCAAGAAGACUGCUACUCGUCUGUAUUUGGACUACAAGCCUCAUGAGCCUGAUCUUUACCUGGAGCUCACCAAGAAGUGGGCUGAACAAUUUAGUAAGGAGAAAGAGCAGUGGCUAUUGUGAUUGGAACAAACCGAUGAACGAUGAACGAUUCGAUUUUGUCAUGUUUUAGCACAAACCCUAUAAACCUAAUGUUUCGUUUUGUAUUCAGCAUGGUUUGAUGAACAAGGUUUAUUGUUCCCUCUGACCUCUGUCUGAACAUUGAUGAGAUUUACUAGGGCUAACGUUACUAGGGCACCCUUCUUAUUUUAUAGGCUGUCUCUAUAUAACUUUUAUUAGGAGCUCUGAUUUAAAACGUGUUUUACUCUGCUGGUAGAGUGUGAGCUCAUCUUUCCUUGUAACCUUAAUGUGCUGAUAGUGAGUGACUCAACUGUUUCAUAAAUAAAGACUGAAAACCAACACCUAGCUUUAAUUGUCGGAAUCUAAUCAGAGAUUAAUGUUGUUUUACGACUAGCAAAGAUACACUAGAUUUACAUUUACAUUUAUUCAUUUUGCAGACGCUUUUAUCCAAAGCGACUUACA